CUCCUGUGCCAACGCCGGGAGACUCAGAGCACAUCCGGUUUUAGCAGAGCUGAGAAGCUCCUGAGUCGCGGGCCGAGAAGGUGUGCUGAGCAGACUUCGGAACCAUGAACAUAUUUGAUCGGAAGAUCAACUUUGAUGCCCUCUUAAAAUUUUCCCACAUAACUCCCUCGACACAGCAGCACCUAAAGAAGGUCUAUGCCAGCUUUGCACUCUGCAUGUUUGUGGCGGCGGCAGGGGCCUACGUCCAUGUGGUCACACAUUUCAUUCAGGCUGGCCUGCUCUCUGCCUUGGGCUCCUUGGGCUUGAUGAUCUGGCUGAUGGCGACACCUCAUAGUCGUGAAACUGAGCAAAAAAGAUUGGGCCUUCUUGUUGGCUUUGCUUUCCUCACAGGAAUUGGCCUGGGCCCUGCUUUGGAGCUGUGCAUUGCAAUCAACCCCAGCAUCCUCCCCACUGCCUUCGUGGGCACGGCCAUGGUCUUCACCUGCUUCAGCUUGAGCGCGCUCUACGCCAGGCGCCGGAGCUACCUGUUUUUGGGAGGCAUCUUGAUGUCAGCCAUGAGCCUCAUGUUCUUGUCCUCCCUGGGGAACCUUUUCUUUGGAUCCAUUUGGCUAUUCCAGGCAAACCUGUACAUGGGGCUGCUGGUCAUGUGUGGCUUUGUCCUUUUUGAUACUCAGCUCAUUAUUGAGAAGGCUGAAAACGGAGAUAAGGAUUACAUCUGGCACUGCGUUGACCUCUUCUUAGAUUUUGUUACACUCUUCAGGAAGCUCAUGCUGAUCCUGGCUUUGAAUGAGAAGGACAAGAAGAAAGAAAAGAAGUGAUUUGGGCCCCGGCCUCCCAGCUCGACUCCUCUCCCACCCUUCAUUUCUCUGCACACAUUACAGGUGUCGUGUUCUAUGAUAAUGAAAAGCAUCAGAAAAGCUUUUGUACUUUGUGGUUUUCUCUAUUUUGAAUUUUUUGAUCAAAAAACUGAUUAGUGAAUAUAGUUUGGAGUUUGGCUUCACAUUCCUGAGGUUUCCACGCUCCCUCUUCUGUCAACCUAUCCAUAGCCUAUUGCUCUGUUCAGGCAGCCAGUGCACCAAGAUGAGGAGCGAGGAGCAGACGCUGCCUUCCUGCCACGCCUCGCAGAUGGAUUCCUGGACUCCUGCCUUUGUGUUUGCUUUUCACAGUCCAGUGAGACUGGGCAGCGUGUUUUCCUUGAGAAGGCGCUCACCUGUCCUGUCAGCCUGCCAGAGGCUCUGGUGGGUGCUUUGCCGCCUCCUCUGCCUGAAUUGGUCUGGCAAAUGCCUUUCCGCCUUGCCAUGAUAAGGAGAAUGUGGAUUUGUGGGUGUUCCCUUUCCACCUCUGAGUGACCUGCUUUCCAUCUGUGGGGUGGGAGGGCGGCUGUUGUCAGGCACCCGUGAAGCGCUCUGAGCAUGUAUGGCAAGGGAGAGGUCACAAUUUUCAAGUGUCCCUAUUGGAUUAUUUUGUUGUUGGUUUUUUAAAUUAUUACCUUUGUUACUGAUUGGCUUCCACUAGGUGACUGUGGUUAAAUCUUGGGGAAGGAUAGGAAAGAGGAAUGAUUGAGCCUCAGGGCUAAUUGUACUAAAUCUUUUCAGAAAAACCUCUGUAAGGACUGCAGCAAGGGGCAAGUCUCCAGCAGCUGAGCACUUCCUUGCAGGGAGUCUUGACUGCUACUGAAGGUAGCUCUCCUGACUGCUCUUCAGUGCAUUUGUGUCUGUCUGCCUGGACACUGUUCGGGAGGCAGGCCAGAGAUUGGAGGCAGUAGGUAAUGUUCACCUACAGAUGCACUUUAGUUUGUUUGCUUUGUUGACCUGUUUCUAGAAAUUUGUUGGUCUAGGCAGAAGCCAGGUGACCAAACUAUGGCCACCAGUCUGCACAGAAGGGUUCCAUCAGGAGUUGCCGUGGCCCUGGCUACUUGUGGUUUCUAUUCAAAAGAACAAACCACUGAGAGCCCAUUACCAGCAGGAUGGCGCUUUUGACUUUCCCUGCUCACAGCCAGUACAGUUGAACACAGUGGCUCAUGGUUUACUGCCCCAUGACACUGCUUCUGCAGUGGUGUGCCCCAGAGUGGCCCAGCGCCACCGGGGUGCUGCCCUGUUUGCCUGCUGCCCUCUGCCCUGGCUUGGACAUCAGCCACUCUCCAGAACAGUGAUUCUCUGCAAGCCCUAAGGAGCUGACGUAGUUCCACCUCUUGAAGCCAGACUCCACCUCUUGUGCUUUCUUGCUUGGGAUAAAGAAAUUUUUCUUUAGAAACAGUGCCAAGAAUGAUAAGAUAUAAAACUACUUUUAAAGAAAAUGCCUAACAGGUUUUAAUACAGGUGUCAUGUCAUUUCCACUCUGUCCUAGUUCUUUGGUUUUCCAGCUCAGACUGCAUUCUCUAACUCAUACUGUGAAGACAAAGGUGUUUUUGAUUAAAAAAAAAUAUAUCUACAUAGUCUUAAUUUGUAAAAAAUAAAGAAAAUUCCUUAACCUUU
This is a messenger RNA of Arvicola amphibius (Eurasian water vole), 2474 nucleotides long. RefSeq names its product transmembrane BAX inhibitor motif containing 6 (gene Tmbim6). The record is from RefSeq and is a predicted model, not a curated record. Gene Ontology annotation, biological process: negative regulation of apoptotic signaling pathway; negative regulation of endoribonuclease activity; negative regulation of RNA splicing. Gene Ontology annotation, molecular function: enzyme binding. The coding region runs from base 105 to 818 and encodes 237 amino acids. Gene Ontology annotation, cellular component: mitochondrial membrane. The transcript is spliced from 10 exons. NCBI's taxonomy places the organism in Eukaryota, Metazoa, Chordata, Mammalia, Rodentia, Cricetidae.